AUGCCAUCCAUCCUCGAAGACCCCUCCACGCGCAUCCCUCCACCCCCCUCUCACACCAUGGCUGCAUCAUCUCUCAAACCACGACCCACCACCCUCCCCAAGGCAUCAAAUGCCGGUCUGACGCUCUACCCCAUCGCCAACGGUGCCGAGAAUGUCCCGCGCGAUCUGGUCAGAUUCCUCCAUGCAGAAUUCAGUGCGGAGAUCGUGCGUGGAGGCACAUAUCCCAUGGAGCAGCCGAUGGAACUUGACCAGUUUGCGUCGUACUGGUUUGGGACCUUUGCGGUUGUGGCGGUGCUGGAUCUGGAUGAGGGCGAGGACGGCGAGAAGGCGAAGGUGGAUGAAGCUGAGGCUGGGGCUGGGGCUGGGGCUGGGGCUGGUGGACUGCGAGAGGGUCGGAAUUGGGAAAAGGUGUGCUUGGGCACGUUUUAUAUUAAACCAAAUUAUCCUGAGGGAGUGCAGAAUGCAGAACCUCGACAGUUCGCUCUCGUGUCGGGCGGGGGGACAACGGGCUCAAUCACAGUGCGUCGCUGCUCGCACAUCUGCAAUGCAGGCUUCCUCACAACAACGGCAGCCCGAGGCAAGGGCGUGGGCCAGCAAAUGGGUGAAGCAUACCUGCAUUUUGCGCCCCAAUUAGGCUACAAAUACUCUGUCUUCAAUCUGGUCUUUGCCAACAAUCCGGCCUCGAUCCGAAUCUGGGAGAAACUCGGCUUCAGCGUCAUUGGACGGGUGCCCAAGGCGGCCAGACUUGCCAAUAGCGAGGAACUAGUGGAUGCGUUGAUCUUCGGUCGUGAACUGGGGAACUGA
Molecule: messenger RNA, 804 nt
Organism: Penicillium diatomitis
Lineage: Eukaryota; Fungi; Ascomycota; Eurotiomycetes; Eurotiales; Aspergillaceae
Product: GNAT family N-acetyltransferase
Exons: 4
Coding region: 1-804 (267 amino acids)
Molecular function (GO): acyltransferase activity, transferring groups other than amino-acyl groups
Source: RefSeq, a predicted model, not a curated record